This is a messenger RNA of Capsella rubella, 1221 nucleotides long. RefSeq names its product exopolygalacturonase. The transcript has 3 exons. Gene Ontology annotation, biological process: carbohydrate metabolic process. The coding region runs from base 1 to 1221 and encodes 406 amino acids. The record is from RefSeq and is a predicted model, not a curated record. Gene Ontology annotation, molecular function: polygalacturonase activity. Lineage: Eukaryota; Viridiplantae; Streptophyta; Magnoliopsida; Brassicales; Brassicaceae.
AUGGCUUCCACUAUUUCUGGAUUUAUGCUAAUUUUAUUCAUAGCUGCCGUCGCAAGUAAUAGCAUUUCAGUAGCCGCUUCUACCGCUCUCGCAGGAAGAAAGAUCUUCGAUGUUAGAAACUAUGGUGCUCGUGGUGACGGCAAAACAGACAAUGCUAUUGCGUUUACAAAGGCGUGGAAAGAUGCGUGCCAAUGGAAAGGAAACUCUAGAGUGUACGUGCCAUUUGGAACCUUCUACCUCGGUGGCGUAUCCUUCACGGGUCCAUGCAAAAGUCGGAUUAGUUUCAUCAUCAAAGGAACUUUGCUAGCUCCUAAAGAUGCUAACGCCAUCAAACAAGACACGUGGAUCAUAUUCAGGUACGUUGACUAUCUCACGGUCUCAGGCGGUGGCAUUCUUGAUGGACAAGGAAGCUACUCUUGGCCACUCAACAAUUGUCGCCUAACCCUUAACUGCCGGCCUCUACCUAUGAACAUGGGAUUCCAAUUCGUGAGAUUCUCAAAAAUCAACCACAUCAAGUCGAUCAAUAGCAAGAUGGCUCACCUCAACUUCUUCGCAGUCCAAUACUUUGACAUCACAAGCGUUACCAUUAAGGCUCCCGGAGAUAGCCCUAACACCGACGGAAUCAAGAUAGGUUCAUCAAGCCACAUGAAGAUCCACAAUGUUAACAUCGGCACUGGCGACGACUGCAUAGCGAUCUUGUCGGGGACCACGGAUUUGGAUAUCUUCAAGGUCAACUGUGGACCGGGCCAUGGAAUCAGCGUUGGGAGUCUUGGAAGGUUUAAAGGUGAGAAGAGCGUUCAGGGAUUAACGGUUAGGGAUUCCAUCUUUAACGGUACGACUAAUGGAGUACGGAUCAAGACAUGGGCCUCGUCGGGUACACCGAACUUAGUUUCACAUUUCCUUUACAAGAAUCUUCAAAUGAUUAAUGUCGGAAACCCAAUCAACAUAGAUCAACAAUACUGUCCGAACUCACAUUGCAACCUGAAGUCGUCAGCUUCACAGGUUCAGAUACAAGACGUCAAGUACAAUAACAUUUGGGGGACGUCGAAAGAUAAAGUGGCCGUGAAGUUCCAAUGUAGCAAGAAUGCUCCUUGCAAAGGCGUAGAGCUUCUCAACGUUAACUUAGUGCACCGUGGACCUGACGGUCCAGCCACCGCUUUGUGUGAGAAUGUUGGCGGUCGAGCACGUGGCAAGAUUUCUCCUCAGUCUUGCAUCCGUUGA